AUGUCGACUGGGUUUCCAGACCAUGCGCAGUUUGAUUCUGUCGUUCGCACGCCACGCCACGGUUUUCACCCAAGCCCGGAGUCCAAUCCGCAGUCCGACUCUCAGAUGAGUGGGAUCGCUCAAAGCAGAUCAUCGCCUGGGCCCAUUGCUGGCGGCGCCAGUGCACAGGUUUCCCCGAAAGCUGGUGUAGACACACAGAAGAGUGGCGAGGCCGUGACGAAAAGGAGUGUAGACUAUGUUCUACGAAGCGGUCUCGCCGGAGGACUAGCGGGCUGUGCGGCCAAAACCGUCGUCGCACCUCUGGACCGCGUUAAGAUCCUCUUCCAAGCUUCAAAUCCUCAAUUUGCCAAAUACACGGGCAGUUGGGCCGGUCUUGCGGCUGCAAUUCGCGAUAUUAAGCGACACGAAGGUGCACGAGGCUUGUACAAAGGCCACUCCGCCACGCUUCUCCGUAUCUUCCCCUAUGCCGCCAUCAAGUUCCUUGCCUACGAGCAGAUCCGUGCAGCCGUGAUCCCGUCCCACGACAAAGAGACCUCGUUCCGCCGCCUGGUGUCUGGCAGCCUGGCAGGCAUUACCUCCGUCUUUUUCACAUACCCCCUCGAACUUGUGCGAGUACGACUAGCGUUCGAAACAAAACAGUCGUCCCGUUCCUCUCUGACGGAUAUUUGUCGGCAAAUCUACAAUGAGCGCACCUUGCCACCAGCGACAGCUAAAACAGCCUCGGCCACGGUUGCUACUGCUGAGACUGUCGCUUCGACCGUCAAACAGGCCGGGCUACGCUCUGGCAUCGCCAACUUCUACCGUGGUUUUGGCCCCACCAUCCUCGGCAUGUUGCCCUACGCGGGAAUCUUCAGAAUCGAAACCGAAGAAGGGUUCACGACAGCCCCAGCUUACAGCUGCAGCAGAGCUUUUUUCUCUGGCGCCACUGCCGGCCUCGUCUCACAAUCAUUUUCAUACCCACUCGAGGUGAUCCGGCGGCGGAUGCAAGUCAGCGGCGCUGUGGGCGGCGGCCAACGGCUCGGCAUUAUCGAGACCGGCCGCAAGAUUUUGCUUGAACGAGGCAUCCGUGGUUUCUGGGUUGGCUUGACGAUCGGGUACAUGAAGAUCAUACCCAUGUCCGCGACCAGCUUCUUUGUCUAUGAGCGAUUGAAGUGGUCAUUGGGAAUCUAG
Penicillium canariense is the source of this 1170-nucleotide messenger RNA. Its product is annotated as coenzyme A transporter. NCBI's taxonomy places the organism in Eukaryota, Fungi, Ascomycota, Eurotiomycetes, Eurotiales, Aspergillaceae. The coding region runs from base 1 to 1170 and encodes 389 amino acids. The transcript is spliced from 3 exons. The record is from RefSeq and is a predicted model, not a curated record. Gene Ontology annotation, cellular component: mitochondrial inner membrane. Gene Ontology annotation, biological process: transmembrane transport.